AUGAUUGAAAUGGUGAAUGAUAAUUGAAGAAGUGGCCCACGUGAGGAAGUAUGUACUUUUAAAGCGGGGCAUUACGAAGCCCUUCCUGUCUCCAUCCACAAGGAAACGUUUGUUUCUUACGGUCUCGCCUUCUCGUUUGGUGGUAGGCUCCUGAUAAGUAACAUGCGACUGUUUUCGUUUCCGCUUUGA
This is a messenger RNA of Raphanus sativus (radish), 189 nucleotides long. RefSeq lists its product as uncharacterized. The record is from RefSeq and is a predicted model, not a curated record. The transcript has 2 exons. NCBI's taxonomy places the organism in Eukaryota, Viridiplantae, Streptophyta, Magnoliopsida, Brassicales, Brassicaceae.